Messenger RNA from Pseudogymnoascus verrucosus, 1201 nucleotides. RefSeq lists its product as uncharacterized. NCBI's taxonomy places the organism in Eukaryota, Fungi, Ascomycota, Leotiomycetes, Thelebolales, Thelebolaceae. The record is from RefSeq and is a predicted model, not a curated record. Gene Ontology annotation, molecular function: ubiquitin binding. The transcript has 3 exons. Gene Ontology annotation, biological process: mitotic spindle assembly checkpoint signaling. Gene Ontology annotation, cellular component: mitotic checkpoint complex; kinetochore; bub1-bub3 complex. The coding region runs from base 50 to 1108 and encodes 352 amino acids.
AUCAACACGCCCGCUGAUAGAACAACACACCUCACGCUACAACUACAAGAUGUCUUUAGCAACCCAAUUCGAGAUUUCCACGCCUCCAGCAGAUGUUAUCUCCGCUGUCAAGUUUGCGCCAGACUCUCCCAACCGCCUACUUGUCUCGUCAUGGGAUAAAUACCUCCAUUUAUACGAAGUUCAAGGCGGAGAAAAUGCUUCUGGGACCUUAGUGAACAAAUAUGAGCAUCGUGCUCCAGUGCUGGAUACCUGUUUUGGCGCGGGCGACGAUGAGGCCUUCACAGCAGGCAUGGAUUGGCAGGUGAAGCGGAUUGAUUUAAGUACCGGCGAACAAACUGUUCUCAGCACCCACGAAGCACCCGCCAACCGCGUUGUAUACAGCAAAGAGCACUCGCUCCUCAUCUCCUCGUCAUGGGAUAGCACACUCCACCUCCACUUCCUCUCCGACCCUUCGAAAGGACCCACCACAAUCCCACUGCCCGCAAAGCCAUUCUCACUUUCACUAUCUCCAACCCGCCUUGUCGUUGCCAUGGCAUCACGUCUGGUGAAUAUCUACGACUUGAAAUCCACAGCAUUACUCUCUUCACAAACGACCGAUGGCAAGAGCGAGGUCGAGCCAUGGCAAAAGAGGGAGAGUUCUUUGAAAUUCAUGACAAGAGCAGUGGCGUGCAUGCCAAAUGACGCUGGUUACGCAACAUCAUCAAUCGAGGGCCGUGUCGCGGUGGAAUGGUUUGACCCGUCGGAUUCGUCACAGGCUAGGAAGUACGCUUUCAAGUGCCAUCGCCAACCUGACUCUUCGGGGGAUGGUUCGGAUAUUGUGUAUCCCGUCAACGCAUUGACGUUUAACCCUAUCCACGGCACAUUUGCCAGUGGUGGCGGAGAUGGCGUUGUUGCGCUAUGGGAUGCCGUUGCGAAGAGGAGAAUCAGGCAAUAUCAGAAGUAUGCUACAAGUGUAGCAGCGCUGUCAUUUAGCACCGACGGGAAAUAUCUCGCUAUCGGCGUAUCUCCUGGAUUUGAAGACGGAAAGGACUUCAGCCCAGAUGGUCUGGUGAAGGUGUUCAUCAGAGAAUUGGGUGAGAACGAGGCAAAGGGAAAGGGGCAAAAAUAAUAGAUAUUGCGGGGUAAUGUAGAAUUAUCUGUCAUAUUAGCAAGGCGCAAUGGAUACUAUGAGGAUAUUGCAAAAGCAAUAAUUAUUAACGAG